Molecule: messenger RNA, 865 nt
Organism: Neurospora tetraspora
Lineage: Eukaryota; Fungi; Ascomycota; Sordariomycetes; Sordariales; Sordariaceae
Exons: 3
Coding region: 93-845 (250 amino acids)
Source: RefSeq, a predicted model, not a curated record
AGUUGUCAACUGCCCGGGACCCUUCACUAACUCGUUCCACCAUAUCAUGACAUCAUUUUCAUGCAUAAGUACCAUCUCUCCAGGAUCGCAAGAUGGCUGACUGUUGUCCGGACAGCAAACUCUCCACAGCCGCAAACAUCAUCGGCCUCCUCACUUUCACUCUCUCGGCGCUCAAUCUUUUGAUAGUCCGAGUUCUUCGAAACGAAAGCAAGAUAAUCAAACAACUCCGGAAAGGGGGGUGGAAGAAUUCCCUCAACGCCUUGGAACAGAAAAUACGUUACAUUCGGCUCUUUAAUCCGGCUUUCGCGGGCUUUGGAAGGGAUAACAUGCAUCCCGACCACGCUUCCGGAAUCCCUCGGGUACCAGAUGUCGGAGCACCCGGAGAAAGGUCAGACCUGGAAGAGAAGCAGCCAGAAGAACGGUUUACCGAAAUCUUAAAAGAUGUUCAGAGAUGUUACGACCAGGGAAAGGUCACCAUCAACGAAACAGAAGCCAUUCAGCACCUUCUCGCCGAACAGAUUAGCCUUGCUGGCUACGCAAGAGCUACGAGACGAUUGAUAUUGCGAUGGGAUGUGGAGAACUUUUACGAGGCAUCAGUGUCGGUCUGCAGACAACUCUACAAUUGGCGAGAAUCGCGUGAGGCUGUGGAUAAACUUGAGGAUAAUUACCAGGAGUUGAAUUCGAUUGUAGCUCACGUUGACUCUCUAAUCCUGGUUAUGCAAGGGAUUAAGUUACUGCAACUACAAAGGACAAUCGAUCGUCAAGCAAGCACCAUAGUCGACACAGUGAACACCAUCAACACUCGCUCACCAACAGAACCUACACCAAGCGCACCACCAUACUAGAUCACAUCAUUUUCCCUUAU